GGAAGCAUCAAACUUGUAUUUUACCAAUUACAACUUUGUCUAACAAAAUGGAUUUAUUACUGAUAUCCUUAACCACUAUCAUAAUCGCCGCCUUCAUGCAAAAUCUACGACGUCGGGGAUACAACAUACCUCCAGGACCACCAACGCGAUUUCUGAUCGGAAACCUUCAUCAACUAAAACCACUAUGGACGCAGUCUUUCUCCGAGUGGUCACACACUUAUGGCCCCAUCAUAUCGGUGUGGUUAGGAUCACAGCUAGCUGUUGUGGUCUCCAGCUCUGACUUGGCCAAACAAGUGUUGAGAGACAAAGACUACCAACUUUGUAACCGACAUAGAACCGCAAGGAUGACUCAGAACGGCAGUGAUCUUAUUUGGUCCGAUUACGGAGCACAUUAUGUUAAAAUGAGGAAACUCUGUACACUCGAGCUCUUUUCUUUGAAAAGCAUGGAGUGUUUCAGGUUGAUGAGAGAGAUGGAAGUAAGUUCCAUGGUUAAGUCGAUUUUCAAUGACUUGAUGACCGAUGAUCAGAAACCGGUGGUGUUGAGGAACUAUCUAGGUUCUGUUGCUUUGAACAUUGUUUCAAGAUUAGUUAUUGGGAAAACGUUCGAACCGAAAGACGGCAGAGAGUUUAAAUCGAUCGUUGAAAGGGAGACUCGCUUGCCCGGCGCAACCAAGAUGCUUGAUUACACCAUUUGGCUUAAACGGGUUUCGUCUUGGUUCACCAGCGACAAGGCGUUCAUGAAGCACAUGGCUCGGAAAAGAAAUUGGUUUAAACGAGCUGUAAUGGAUGAAGUAUAUGGAGGAAGAGAUCAAAAGUGUUUUGUUCAGAGUCUGUUAGAGUUGAAAGAGAAGAAUGAGCUGACCGAGGAGACUGUGAUGGGACUGGUCUGGAACAUGUUAACCGCAGGAGCUGACACAACCGCCAUUACUAUCGAAUGGGCAAUGGCAGAGAUGGUCAGAUGCCCGACUGUGCAAGAAAAGGAACACAUCGACAUGACCGAGAAGCCUGGAUUAGUUUGUUACAUGAAGACUCCAUUGCAGGCUCUAGCUUCGUCCAGGCUGCCACAAGAGUUAUACCUUUAACUUUUCACUGAAAUAGAUUAUAUUAACCGAC
Molecule: messenger RNA, 1113 nt
Organism: Arabidopsis arenosa
Lineage: Eukaryota; Viridiplantae; Streptophyta; Magnoliopsida; Brassicales; Brassicaceae
Source: the annotation of a GenBank genome assembly